This is a messenger RNA of Sitodiplosis mosellana (orange wheat blossom midge), 1236 nucleotides long. RefSeq lists its product as uncharacterized. Lineage: Eukaryota; Metazoa; Arthropoda; Insecta; Diptera; Cecidomyiidae. The transcript has a single exon. Gene Ontology annotation, molecular function: protein dimerization activity. The record is from RefSeq and is a predicted model, not a curated record. The coding region runs from base 1 to 1236 and encodes 411 amino acids.
AUGGAUUUAGUGAAACUGCUUAGCCAAUGCUAUGAUGGAGCCAACGUAAUGAGUGGUGAUCAUGGCGGAAUCCAGACGAUUAUUCAACAAAAAUUGGAACGGACCAUCCCCUAUGUUCACUGUUUCAAUCACCGCUUGCAUUUAGUUGUGAUUUCUGCAAUAGAGGAUAUUCAAGCACCGUCGUUGUUUUUCGGUCAAAUCAAAAUGUUAUACAACUUUUUCUCGCGAUGGAAGGUCAAACAAAUAUACAAAGGAACAGUUAUUUCCAAGGUGAUUGAGACGCGUUGGUCGGGUCAUAAACGUGCAAUUGAUGCUGUUCAUAAUAACUACAGAGCAAUUAUCGACGCGUUGAACGAAAUCAAAUCAGGAACCAAGGUCAAGUUUGACGGUGAAGAUAUUGCAUUGGCAAUUGGGAUUUUGAACGCAAUUCAACAUCCAGAAUUCAUUUUCAUGCUCUUGUUUUUGAAAACAGUGUUGGAUUUAUUGGAACCAACCAAUAAACUACUGCAAUCACGAGAAAUGAGCUAUGUCACAGCAAUGCCAUUAAUUGAUUUGGUCAUCGAAGAAAUGAAAAAGAUGCAAAACGAAGAAAACUAUAAUGAUUUUCAAAGUAAAGCAACUGAAUUUAUGACUACAAAUGAAUUGCCACCAAUCCGAGAAAGCCGAAAUCGACAACAGUCUAUAUUAUUAUCUGACUAUGAAGUGAUGGAAACGACUGGUCAAAGAGAUCCCAACCGUAUUCAAACUGCAUAUUAUGAAGUUCUGAAAGUAAUGGUGGAUGAAAUGAAUCGCAGAUUUACUGAAAAUUCGGGUAUUUUGCAAGCUAUAAGCUCUUGUAAUGAAAUGAAUUUGCAAUCACUCAAGCCUCUUUCAAGCAUUGGAAUCGAGUUACCCAGUGAAAAUGAAAUGCAAACUGCCAAAGCGUAUAUUGACAAGAAAAGAAGCGAAGAAAAUGCUGAUAGCGCGAUAUUGGAAUUAUUGCAACCAGUGAAAGCGGCAUUCCCAACGGUGUAUAAACUGUACUGUUUGAUAUACACAUUCGGCUGUAGCACAUCAGUUUGUGAAACAUCAUUUUCUGCAUUAUCAAGAAUUGAUAUCGUCAAGCGUUCAUCAAUGAAUAGCAAACGUUUAUGUGAUUUAUCUUUCUUGGCGUAUAACAAAUAUGUACUCAACAAUAUGUGCGAUGAAGAAAUAAUGCAAAAAUUCAAUAAAGCAAAUCGACGCAUAUUGUUCUAA